This is a messenger RNA of Daldinia loculata, 1167 nucleotides long. RefSeq lists its product as uncharacterized. The transcript is spliced from 6 exons. NCBI's taxonomy places the organism in Eukaryota, Fungi, Ascomycota, Sordariomycetes, Xylariales, Hypoxylaceae. Bases 1 to 1167 code for a protein of 388 amino acids. The record is from RefSeq and is a predicted model, not a curated record.
AUGGAGUCUUCUUCGCUAGGCUCCAUGGACCUCUCAGACAAUCGUCAACCUGACCUUUAUGCAGCUAUAACUGUCUGUCUCUUCUUUGCAUUAGUUAGUGUUGCUCUUCGCUUUUGGUGUCGUUGGAUCAAUAAAGCAAGUUUUUGGCUUGACGAUUGGCUCAUCCUCUUUGCACUUGCUAGCUCUUUUGGCCUUGCUGUUGAUCAAUUAUGGUGGAUCCCACGAGGCCUUGGAAGGCAUGUUCAAACCUUUGGGCCUAAUGUCGUCGAAACGUUUUAUAUUUGUCUUUUCAUCUCCGAGAUGACAUAUACUGGCGCCAUAGUUUUUGUCAAAUUCUCUAUCCUCGCCUUGUACUGGCGUAUCUUCAACAAGAGCGGGAGCAUCAAGCUCCCGAUAACCAUUCUCACAGCAGCGGUUUUGAUGUGGGGCCUAGCAGUGCUUUUCCUUACUCUGUUGCAAUGUAUCCCAACUCGAGGCAUAUGGGAUAAAACUAUCGAAGCUUCUUGCAAUGUAGACAGUCAAAAGUUCCUCUUCGCAAUCUCGAUUCCAAAUAUUCUUGUCGACGUUACUAUUCUCAUACUUCCUAUCCCUUACGUUAUGCAUCUUAAUGUUACAAAGAGUCAAAAAAGAGCUGUAAUAACUCUCUUCCUUCUAGGUGGUUUCGUUUGUGUCGCUUCUAUAAUGCGGCUCGUUGCUGUUAUAACUCAGAAGGACGACGUUGAUAUAUCCUGGAAUAUCGUUAACCAGAGCAUCUGGGCUACUGUUGAAGCUAAUUUCGCAAUCAUCUCAGGAUGUCUACCAACCCUGCGACCGGUAUGGAUAGCAAUUCGAAAGAAAAGUUCUCAUACCGAACAAUCACGUUCGUCGUAUCAGCAUACGGCCGAAACUACGCCGCCGAGGCGUAGGCCAUCUUCAUGGGCGACAUUGAUCCUCGGAUCCAAAGCCAACUCUGAGGAGGAUAGCUUGCCAUUCUCAGCUAUACACGGUCCUACCGAAGAUCCUUCACGCCCCGGGACCGUACAAGAGCUACAAAUGUCGAGCAUAGCUACAUCAAUCCCAUUACCAGAUAUUCCAACUCGGAUGAUUCAGAGCCCGGAUACCAUAAGAAUCGAAAAUACAUGGGAUGUAGAGUACAGCCAGGAGGUUCAGCCUGAGAACCAUGCCUGA